Myzus persicae (green peach aphid) is the source of this 2730-nucleotide messenger RNA. RefSeq lists its product as uncharacterized. The record is from RefSeq and is a predicted model, not a curated record. The transcript is spliced from 3 exons. NCBI's taxonomy places the organism in Eukaryota, Metazoa, Arthropoda, Insecta, Hemiptera, Aphididae. Bases 641 to 2677 code for a protein of 678 amino acids.
AAUAAUAUUUUCAUUUUUCCCAUUAUAAUUCCUAUAAUAUUCGUUUGAUUGCAAAAUAUAUAAAUUAAAUACGGGCAAUUCCAGUGUCCCCGGCUAGACAUACAUAAUAUUAUGAUUUCCACGAAUUCGUAAUAAACCCAUAGAUAUUAAACAUAUGGAUACGGCAUCUAGCGGUUAAUAAUAGUAUGAAUUAUGUUAGCUUACAGUUUUUUGUGUUAUGCCGUAUCCAUAUGUUUAAUAUCUUCUAUGAAUAAACCUAAUCGGUUUAUCGUAAUAAAAAUGAAUAUGUAAAGUGUACAUCAUGGACUAAAAUAUAUAUCUAUUAUGAACGGGGUAUCGUGUAUAAACAUGGGCUUUAUCGUUUAUCAUCUGCAUCGUCGAAUUUAAAUUUAAUUACUGGAAAUCACAAAACGACAGUGACGCUCAGUCGCGCAGAACAUGCACGGAAUUUAUUUAUAGAUGUGAUUGUUGUGAAAUGUGUACAGUGUACACUGGUCAGUGACUUAUCAGUUAUCAUACAUUUGAAAUUGUUCAGUUUUCACUGUUUCAGUAUCUUUAAUGAAUUAGUUUUUAAUUGUCGUGCGUCGUUUUCUAUACCGUGACCGUCUACUGUCUAGUUAGUGAGUAUUUAAUAUUUAUAAUGAAUUUAAUAUUUAUAAUGAAUUCAAACAAAAAACGUGUAAAUAUUGACGCAAAUGAAACUAGUUCAAAAAACAAUACGUGUAUCCCAUGGUAUGGGUUUGAUAAAUAUUUCAAAUAUGUUGAAGAAAGUGAGGGAAAUAUUAAAGUAUUAUGCUUAUUAUGUUUGCCAUCCAGAAAAACUAAAAGCACUUCCAAAAAAUCAUCCACGAAUUUAAAACGACAUAUGAAGAAAGUUCAUACAUAUAAGUAUGCAGAGUUCCUUGCUGAUACAGAUGUAGAAAAAAAAACGAAUUGUUUACAAAAUGAUGAGGAUACAGUUACAAAAAAUCUACUGAUAAAUGAUAAAUCGAGCAAUCUCAUACAGACUACAUUAAACAGAAUAGGUACUGGAAAUGAAAUAAUUACACAAAAACAACUGGACUCAGCAAUAAUUAAAUUUGUUGUUCAAGAUACACAGCCAAUUAAUAUUGUUGACAAGCCAGUAUUUUUGAAUUUAAUUAGAUUGGGACUUCCAAAAACAUUAACUGUUAUGUGUUCAAAAACAUUAAAAACUCGAUUAAACUCUGCAGCUAAUGCAAUGGUAGAUAAUAUUUCUAAAACACUGUCAAAUAUUGAAUAUAUAUCAGAAACUGCAGAUUGUUGGACCCAAGGUAAAAAAUCUUACCUUGGCAUAACAGCCCAUUGGAUUAAUAUAACAACGUUAGUUAGAGAAGGAGCAUCAUUAGCUUGCACAGUGAUAAAAGGUCGACAUACUUUUGAUGUAAUAGCACAAGAAAUAUAUAAUAUAAACAAAAAGUACAAAAUUCAAAAUAAAGUAACCAGUACUACAACUGAUAAUGGUAGCAAUUUUGUAAAAGCAUUUAGGGUUUUUGGAAUUGAUAAAAAUUAUGAGGAAAACUUAUUCGAUGAAGAUGAAGAAUUAGAGCUAAUUGAUUUAAAUGGUAUAUUUGAAAAUGCUGAAAUUGAUACAGAAAUUGACUAUGUAAAUGAAGUUAGUUUGUCCGCUCACAGACGAUGUGUGAGUCAUACUUUGAACUUGGUCGCAACUAAUGAUGUUGAAAAAUGGUUUAAUGAAAAUGAAAGAAAGGCUGAUGUUCUUCAACUCAAAAAGCUCUACAGAAAACUCUUUGCAAAGCUAACAAAACUUUGGUCAAAACAAAAUCAGUCGACGAUUGUGGCAGAAAACAUUCAUGAAGUACUUAAUGUGUAUUUGAGAGUACCUAAUAAAACAAGAUGGAAUUCUACAUAUGAUGCAUUAAUUCAAUUAAAAGGAAUUAUAAAUGGACCUGGUGGCUUAGAAAAAUUGAACCAAGUCAUGGAUUUUAAUACAUUACCAAGAAUAUUAAACGAAGAAGCUGUAUUCAUAAAUGAAUUUUGUGAUAUAUUUGGACCAAUCGCAGAGUCCUUAGAUUUCUUACAAGGUGAAAAAGCCAUGUAUAUGGGAUAUCUGCUACCGACUUUACAUGCUUUGGAGAAAAAGAUUAAAAAUAGACAAUGUAAACCUAUGACACAUUGUACACUUCUAUUAGAAGCUGUUUUAAGAUCAUUAAAAAAAAGAUUUGCUCACAUAUGGAUGGAAAAAGAAUUAGUAAUUGCUGCAUGUCUUAUUCCAAGAUUUAAACUAAAUUGGCUAGAAGGUGACGAAAAAUUGAAUGCUGAAUUAUUUUUAAAAACUGAGUUUUUAUGUUCUGAAAAUGAAGUAUCUGAUGGUAAUUCAGUUAGUGAUUCUGAUUCUGAUUCAAAUAAAGAUUUUUUUUGUUUACCAACAAAAAGCUAUUCCAAUAAAAAUAAUACAAUAACCUCAGAUCAAGAACUUUUAAAUUUCUUAAAUAACAAAAAUAUUGAUUUAAAAAGUUUAUUUGCAUUUCCUAAAGUACUAUUAAAAUUUGUUCAGUUUAAUACAGGUUUACCCUCUAGUGCACCAGUAGAAAGGUUAUUUAGUACUGGAGGGAAUGUAAUGACAUCAAAACGUCAUAGACUGGGUGAUGAUAUGUUUGAAAACUUAAUUUUAUUAAAACAAAAUAAGAUGUUUUGAAGUUCAAUAAAAUUUACAAAUAGUUUUCUUUUUUAUUUAGAUAAAUAGAUAUU